Eruca vesicaria subsp. sativa (arugula) is the source of this 693-nucleotide messenger RNA. Lineage: Eukaryota; Viridiplantae; Streptophyta; Magnoliopsida; Brassicales; Brassicaceae. The record is from the annotation of a GenBank genome assembly.
AUGCGUAUGGAGAGACAAGCUGAGGUUCUUGAUAAAGCUGCAGCUAUAGUUCAGUCUGAAGUGCCGCCUGCGUCUUUAGUAGGGCGCCAAGAUGAUGUUGAGGAUCAGAGUGGAGACAGAGAUACUAUGGGGGACUCAUGUCUUCUAACAAAAAAGUUGGUUAGUGUCAUUGUGUCUCCGCCUUUACGAAGAGCAUCCAUGAAAGAUAAUGUAACCAUCCGUAGUAGGAGUGUAUCACGAUCUUUGUCCUUUGCGAAUGAUGAGGAAGUUGACGAGGAGGAACAAGUCAUAGGCGCUCUGGCUGAUAUGCAAACAGAUGAAACACAGGAUGUAGCGAUGCUGGAUCAAGAGGUUUAUGAUGAUGCUGAGGAUGAUCUCUUGGGCGAAGAAUUUAUGGAGUUGAGUGCGGAGGAGAGUAAAGGUGCAGAAGCUGGCGCAAAGGGGAAAACGGGAAGUAAGAGACAGUCAGGUCGAUCGGCUACUUCAUCAAGUAGUCUGGUGGACCGGUGGUGUGGUUCAUGUCUUCGUGAACAAGAAAUAUACUAUCAUGACACCGUGGUCUCAAAAGAAAGGCAACAACAAUACCUUCGUAGGCAUCGCAACCUCAACAGGAUUGAAGAGCGCAUCGCUCCCUUCGAAGCUGAGCCAUUCCCUUAUUCCACGAUGAUCCGUGCCAUGGAAUUUUCUUCAUGA